CACACACAAAGCGAGGAAAUGAAAGGGUUUUCAGCAACAGAAACUGAAACUGAUGAUAAGAGAUGGCAUCCGCUGGAAACGUUUCGGUUUGGUUAUGUAAACAACGGAGGUAUAAAUAAUCCGCAAAAAGUGGGGAAAACAAGAGUGUUAAUCAACGUAGGCUGUUUCCUAGAAAACGCCCAGAGAACUAUUCCCACAGCUCGACUAAACCAGACUAAAUCGAAAGCUAAGAGAAAACUGCGGGUUGUGCUGGAAACUGCAGGAAAAAUAGGACCUCAGUGUCACUACAUAAAGGCCUAGAGAGUCAAGAACUACCGGCACACCAUUUACCUCGCAGAAACAGGCAUCAUCAACAGAAAAGGAUCAUGGAAAAGCUGUGGAUGCAAAAGGAUCAGCAGAAGAAGCGGAGGCUGAAGCUGAAUGAGGAGGACCAGCAGGAGUACUUGGAGGAACUGCGGUCGCAGGAGGAGCAGCAUCAGGAGUUGCAAAAGGAUUUGCAGGAUGAGAUGCGGUUGCUGAAUGAGGCUGCAGAGAUUCAGGAGGAGGAGCGCAGGCUGGAGUUUCAGGAGUUUCUGAGGUCGCAGGAGGAGCAGGAGCGGGAGUUUUGGCAGGAUGUGGCGGAUGAGAUGCGGUUGCAGAGUGAGGCUGUGGAGGAGGGGGAGGAAGAGAGCAGGCUGGAGUUUCAGGAGUUUCUGAGGUGGCAGAAGGAGCAGGAGUUGCAGGAGAAUUUGCAGGAUGAGAUACGGUCUCUGAAUGAGGCUGCGGAGGAGCAGAAGGAAGAGCGCAGGCUGGAGUUACAGGAAUUUCUGAGGUCACAGGAAGAGCAGGAGCAGGAGUUUUGGCAGGAUGUGGCGGAUGAAAUACGGUUGCAGAGUGAGGCUGUGGAGGAGGAGGAGGAGGAAGAGGGCAGGCUGGAGUUUCAGGAGUUUCUGAGGUGGUAGAAGGAGCAGGAUCAGGAGUUGCAGAAGGAUUAGCAGGAUAAAAUAAGGUUGCUGUAUGAGGCUGUGGAGGAGAAGGGUGAGGAGCGCAGGCUGGAGUUUUAGGAGUUUCUGAGGUCGCAGGAGUAGGAGUUUUAACAGGAUGUGCAGAAUGAGAUGCGGUUGGAGAUUUAGCAGCAGGAACUUUGAUAAGAGAUACAGGAUGAGUAGCAGCAGUUAAAAAAAGCAAGAUGUCCUCGCUUCAGUCUGUAGCAUAAUUAUGUACUGGAUCAGAUCCAAUUCGUAGUGGACAUUGUAACGCAAACUAUGGUAAUACCCAUGCUACUAAGAUAGUUGGGUUUAGGGUUAGGGUAGGAGUGGAGGUUAAUAACUGUAAGGGUAGGGCUUAAGUGUAGACUUUAAUAACGUGUAAAUAAGUAAUGUGAGGGUUGGGUUAAGGUUGGGGGAGGUGUAGACCAGGGGUGCCCAAACUCUGUCCCAUAGAAGAAGAUCCAGGACAUGGCUUGGAGACCUCUGGUAUAGAUGUUAAUAACUGAGGGUUGGGGUAGGUGUAGACUUUAAUAACUGUAAGGGUUGGGGUUGGUGUAGACUUUAAUAACGGAGAGUUUGGUUUGGGGGUAGUUGUAGAAGUUAAUAACACAUAGUGUAAUAGGUAAGUUCAUAAUUAAUUAAAACAAUUAUUGUUUCUAGGAACAAAUUCUCGCACACACCUCCACUUUAUAUCGGACCUGAUCAUUGAGCUGCAGGCACUAGUCAAUGCUACAGCCUACCCAGUGUUGUGCUCUCUGUAACCUUCAUGUGUAGUCCAUAAAUCAGACUAGAGCCUCCACUAUAAGUUGAGCAUGAAGCCUGAAAUGGAGUCUGUUUGCUGAAUGGCGUGCAUCUUUCCAAGACCCCCAAAAAAGAGCGGAGGGCAGUAUUUUGAUGUCUAUUUUCACAUAAUAAACCUGAACAUGUUAUACGCACGAACAAAUCUGUAAACAAAAGCAGCGUUCAGUCCCAUUCACAGUACUUGUCAUUUCUGAAACAGUCAUAUUGUUAGCAAGCAUCUGAGACAGGCAACUAAAGACGGCAGGCUUCUUUGCGAUCCUACUUGUUUACUUGGAUUUGUCCCUUGAGUUUUUCAUUUCGAAAUCUGAUUCGUUGCUGAACAACCAAAGCACACUUUUUCGCUAACACCAAUUCUGCAUGCUGAUUUGGCCAAACUUACCCCAACAACCAAUGAAAGGUGACUUGUGGAUCUUACUAAACAAACUAGCCAAAUCAGUGCUUACCGAUGGCUCAAUGCUUUGUCCUGGCCUUUAAUUUGCCAAAAAAAGUCAAGAUGUCCUUGUUGCAGCCUGUAACCACAAUGACAUACUGGACCAGGUUCACAGAUAUUUUGUGUAAAAAAUAAAAUAAUCAUUCCAUGUUGCACACCCUAAUAUCUACUAUACAAAAAUAGUGUCUUGUUAUUAUUCAAUAUUAAUUUGUUGUUAUGGGUUUUGUCAUGUUUGUCUUUUAAGUGUUAAUGCAUCAACUAAUGUCUACCCAUGAGACAUUUUUAAAGUGUUACCCAUUUCAAUUUAGAACUCUUUUUACAAUUUAAUUAGUUUUAAAAGUUUGUUUUCUCUGAACAUUUAUGUUUAAUAUUAAUACACAGAAAUGCAAUGUUGAGGUUGUUAAUAUUCCUGUUAAAGUAAUUCUGUUUUUGCACGUUUUUGUAUCAUGAUUACGGCAUGCCUGAUAUUAGAAUUUUUAAUUACAUUGCAGUAUUUUGAUUUGCUGCCAUUUAUAUUGGGUUUUUUCUGUCUUUUUCCACUUGGCAGCAGUAAUAACGACUGGAAACAUUGUUUAAAACGAAAUGAACUGAAUGAAUGAAAUGAUUCCUGGAGGGCCGCAGCUCUGCAGAGCUUUGCUCCAACCCUAAUAAAACACAACU
This is a messenger RNA of Danio rerio (zebrafish), 2859 nucleotides long. The record is from RefSeq and is a predicted model, not a curated record. NCBI's taxonomy places the organism in Eukaryota, Metazoa, Chordata, Actinopteri, Cypriniformes, Danionidae.